GUCGUGGACCGAGCGGUAUAGUUUUAGUUUGGCCUCAGUUGUCCCAGAAGACUGUCUGAUUAGCUACAAUAUGAAGUGUUUGAGUGCAGUUUUAUUACUUUUUUAUUCUACUGCUGUUCUAUCCGAUGGAGGCUCCCUACUCACACCAUGCAAAGUGCACGACACAGCGUGCCUGAGCAAAUCGACACAGCAAUUUCUAGAACAGACGUCGCAAGGUAUACCGCAAUAUGACAUAAAGGCUAUUGAUCCACUCUUCAUUGAUAAAUUGGAUAUACCGAUUGGCGACGAUUUAGAAACUGUACUGCACUACAAGAAUAUCAAUAUAAACGGAUUGAAGAACCAACAGUUUUCCGAUAUAAAAAUGGACACAGAAGCUAAAUCAGUAGCGUUGCAAACCAGAGCUACUCUAAACAUAAUCGGAGACGUAACAGUCGAACUGGGCAAACUACAGAAGUCACUAACAGGCUCUUAUACUCUUAAAGCAACUGCAUUGGGAACAUCGAAUUAUGGCUAUGAUUUCAAGACUGAUGACAAAGGGGUUGAACAUUAUGAAGUAGGUCCGGAAACUAUUUCAUGCCAAACAGUAGACGAGCCAGAAAUUGUACUUAGUCCUGAACUGAGGCAAGCAAUAGAUGAAGAUGAGAAGCUGAAAGAAAAAAAAGAAAUAUUCAAGCAAAAUGAGUUACAGAAGUUAGUUUUCUGCAAGAUGGUAGAAAAAGCCUAUGUAACCGUGGUCCACAACAUAAGAGCAGCUGCAAAAAUCUUGCCUAAAAGUGCUUUUUUGGAAUUUUAAUAUCACAGCACCUACAGAUUUUUAGUUUUCGGAAAAUACGACAAAUUAAAUUUCACUACAUAUAAGAUGAUAAUGACUAACGACAAAUUGAAUUUCACUACACAUAAGAUUACCAAAUACUAAUAUGUACAUGAAUUUUGAUUAAAAACCCCAAAUAAAUUGAGGAAAUAUG
Bicyclus anynana (squinting bush brown) is the source of this 965-nucleotide messenger RNA. RefSeq names its product juvenile hormone-binding protein (gene hJHBP). The transcript has 5 exons. The coding region runs from base 71 to 793 and encodes 240 amino acids. The record is from RefSeq and is a predicted model, not a curated record. NCBI's taxonomy places the organism in Eukaryota, Metazoa, Arthropoda, Insecta, Lepidoptera, Nymphalidae.